Messenger RNA from Podarcis raffonei (Aeolian wall lizard), 729 nucleotides. It is a transcript of the gene ATP5F1D, whose product is annotated as ATP synthase F1 subunit delta. The record is from RefSeq and is a predicted model, not a curated record. Gene Ontology annotation, biological process: proton motive force-driven ATP synthesis. The coding region runs from base 78 to 575 and encodes 165 amino acids. Gene Ontology annotation, molecular function: proton-transporting ATP synthase activity, rotational mechanism. Lineage: Eukaryota; Metazoa; Chordata; Lepidosauria; Squamata; Lacertidae. The transcript has 5 exons.
CCGGGACUUGUAGUCCCAGGCUUCUCCCGGCGCCUUUCUUCCCCGCUGCUCGUCUCCGCUGUGCCCUUGGCGUCGCCAUGCUCCCUCUCGGCCGCUUCCUCGCCCGCCGCGCCUGGGCCCUGGGCUCCCGGGCCCACGCCAGGCACUAUGCCGAGGCUGCCCCUGCCGGGCAGGCCCAGAUGGCCUUCACCUUCGCUUCGCCCUCCCAGGUUUACUACAAUGCGGCCAACGUGAAGCAAGUCGACGUCCCCACGCUGAGCGGAACCUUCGGCAUUUUGGCCGCCCACGUCCCCACCUUGCAAGUCCUGAAGCCUGGAGUUGUGACGGUCUUUGCCGAGGACGGCUCUUCCACAAAAUACUUCAUUAGUAGCGGUUCUAUCACGGUGAACGCAGACUCUUCGGUCCAGCUGCUAGCUGAGGAAGUGGCGAUGUUGGAUCAGCUCGACGCUGCGACAGCCAAGUCGAACCUGGAGAAGGCCCUGUCACAGCUGGCGUCCGCCUCCGACGAAGCGGCAAAGGCAGAAGCGCAGAUCAGCGUGGAAGCCAACGAGGCAAUCGUGAAAGCUUUGGAGUGAGAACGGAAUACCCCGCUGCUUUCUGGAAACGGCCCUGUCUCUCUUUUCCCUCUGAACCUCCUUCUCUUUGUCCGUGCAGGUGGUUUGGGUAAACCCCGUCAAUUUAGCUUUUGACCAAUUAAAAAAGGGUGGAAAAAUCUGCGAAAGGCCCCUC